Pieris rapae (cabbage white) is the source of this 429-nucleotide messenger RNA. RefSeq names its product molybdopterin synthase sulfur carrier subunit (gene Mocs2A). The record is from RefSeq and is a predicted model, not a curated record. Gene Ontology annotation, cellular component: cytosol. Bases 163 to 429 code for a protein of 88 amino acids. The transcript is spliced from 2 exons. Gene Ontology annotation, biological process: Mo-molybdopterin cofactor biosynthetic process. Lineage: Eukaryota; Metazoa; Arthropoda; Insecta; Lepidoptera; Pieridae.
AAAUUUUCUUUUAUCUUGUAAAUUUGUAAUCACAGACUGUGUUAUAUGGUUGUAAAUUGUAAUUUUAGUAUUUUUAUAAACUUCAUCCAGCAUAUUUACUUGCACGGCACCAUUAAGUUCAUUACAAUUGUAUUAUAUCGUUCUAUUUCGGAAGGAUGAACUAUGGAAAUUGAGCAUGGAGUGACAGUAAAAAUUUUGUUCUUUGCUAAGUCUAAAGAACUGGCUGGUACUCGGGAAGCAAGAAUCACAAUACCUGAAAAAAUAACAUACCAGCAAUUGCUUAAUAUUAUUGCAAAGAAUUAUAAUUUAGAAACCAUUAAGGAUCAUAUACUUUUAGCAAAGAAUGAGGAAGUUUGUUCUGAUAACAGAGAAUUAGUUAUACGAGAAUUUGAUAAUAUUGCUGUUAUACCACCAUUAAGUGGAGGCUAA